UGCAUGAGAGAGAGAGGAGGAAAACUCAGAAGGAAGUGGCUUAGCCUCAAUAAACUCUUUUUUACUCCCAAAGCCUUUCUCCUCUGACUCGGCUGAGACUGCUGCUCUGAGAGGAGACCCCUGACUCAGAGAGAACCCCCGCCUGCCGUCAGAGGCUGAAGGGGCCCUGGAAGCUUUUCUCGGUUCCUGUCUAUUCCAGCAGCCCCAGAGGCUCUGAAGCCCUCCCAUGAAUCCUCAGAAGAAGGUGGACCUCAAGCUCAUCAUCAUUGGAGCCCUGGGUGUUGGAAAGACUUCCCUCCUCCACCGCUUCGUGCACAAGACAUUUUACGAGGACUAUCAGACCACACUGGGAGCCAGCAUCCUCUCCAAGAUUAUCAUACUGGAUGACACAACUUUGAAGCUACAGAUCUGGGACACAGGAGGACAGGAGCGAUUCCGCUCCAUGGUGUCUACAUUCUACAAAGGCUCUGAUGGCUGCAUCCUGGCUUUUGACGUCACUGACCUGGACACCUUUGAAGCCCUGGAAACCUGGAGGGGUGAUGUUCUGGCCAAAACCAUUCCAAUGGAGCAGUCCUACCCCAUGGUGGUGCUGGGGAACAAGAUCGAUCUGGCAGACCGGCAGGUGCCACAGGAGGUAGCCCAAGACUGGUGUAAAGAGAAGGAUAUUCCCUAUUUUGAAGUCAGUGCCAAGAAUGACAUCAAUGUGGUACAAGCCUUCGAGAUGCUGGCCAGUCGGGCUCUGUCAAGGUAUCGAAGCGUCUUAGAGAAUUACCUCACAGACUCCAUCAAGCUCUCACCAGACGGCCAGUCCAAGAGCAGUUGCUGCUGACCUUCCCGACUCCCACUCUGCACACCCAGGGACAGAGCACGCGCAGGGCCUGGUCAUCCUGGGCCCCCACCAGCCCCACUGCCCGCCCAAGCUCAGAUGGCAGUCCAGGCUCUGUGGCCAGAGCCCUGAAUCCCUCGCAUCUGCUCUGGACCCAGAACCAGAGGGCGGCCCUGCCUCCGGCUGAGUGUAGAGAGGCCGGGGCUGGGCCCUUGAGCCUGGAUGAAACUCCGGAUGUCACAGCCAAACCCCAGAGGAGUCACGAUUCCCUCGCGGACUCCAGCUUUCUUGCCACACGCCCUUCCUAGCCACACCCCUGCUCCAGAACGCACAUCUCUGCAGGCAGGCCGCUCUCUCUGGAGUCCUGUUAUAUUCUCCUACGGACUGGCCUUCCUCAGCCCAUCCACCACACCCCCCAAGAGCCACAGCACAGCUUUGGACAAGGGUGCAGCUCAGGCUCCCUCAUAACCGGGCCCAGGGAGUGAGGGUCUACCUCUACCCCUGGCAGCAGCUGUUCAGGCCUGGGACACCCCCUGUUUGUCCCCUCCAGAACGCAGGACUGAGGAAGCACAGGAAAAACCCACCGGGGACUGGUGCAUUUCUCCCUGCUGGUGCACAGGCAACUCCCAUAACUCUCUUUGAGCUUCAGCUUAUUCAUCUGUCAAAUGAGAGUCACAUGAGCCCUGCCCACAUCAGUGUGAUUUUGAGGACCAGAACCUCUGCUUGAAUCUCAGUUGCU
Molecule: messenger RNA, 1565 nt
Organism: Kogia breviceps (pygmy sperm whale)
Lineage: Eukaryota; Metazoa; Chordata; Mammalia; Artiodactyla; Physeteridae
Gene: RAB7B
Product: RAB7B, member RAS oncogene family
Biological process (GO): endosome to lysosome transport; phagosome-lysosome fusion
Cellular component (GO): lysosome; phagocytic vesicle; late endosome
Molecular function (GO): GTP binding; GTPase activity
Source: RefSeq, a predicted model, not a curated record